Durio zibethinus is the source of this 4850-nucleotide messenger RNA. Its product is annotated as zinc finger protein CONSTANS-LIKE 16-like. The record is from RefSeq and is a predicted model, not a curated record. NCBI's taxonomy places the organism in Eukaryota, Viridiplantae, Streptophyta, Magnoliopsida, Malvales, Malvaceae. Gene Ontology annotation, molecular function: zinc ion binding; protein binding. Gene Ontology annotation, biological process: regulation of DNA-templated transcription. Gene Ontology annotation, cellular component: nucleus.
UUAUUAUUAUUUAUUAUGUGAUCAUAAAAUGUAAAUAUACAUGAAAUUUCCGCAAAAGCACUGCAGGAAAAGGCACCAUACAAGCGAGUCAUUUUCAAGCCGACGAAUAAUCAAAGCUGAUAUUUCCGCGUUAGAUCGCCUUAUCCUUUAGCAGAAAUUUUAUAUUCUGAGUUUGAUUUUGAGGCACUUAGGAUUAGAUCUCCACAUCACCUUUAUCCAAUUUCCUUUUGAUCCCUUCAGCUUACAUGCUAAAAACCUAAAACCAUAGCUAAACUAAAUUCUUAUCUUUUUCAUCGUUUAAUUUGCCAAGCCAUCGACUCCUUUUUCCACAUAUAUUCCAACAAUGGUCUUUUUCAUUUACUACUUAAAAAAGUCUAAAUUACACGUCUAAAUUGUGUAUCAAUUUAUGCACUAAAAUGGAGAUUAAUUAUAAUUUGUGAAUGUAUCUAUUUCAUGUGUCAUCUUGUUAUUUUAUUAUUAUUUUUUUUCUAAAAGUAACAGGAUUCAAUUUAUUAUCCGACUCUUUCAGCAAAAAAUGUAUUUAUUUGCUGUUGAAUCAAUACUUAUGUACACAAAACUUGCUUUGACAAAAAAAAAAAGUGCACAAAACGUGUCUAUUUUGAUGAAUAUCAAACAAUAGUACUUGGGUUUCUUUGGUUUUAGUGAAAAGAACAUAAUGGCUAUGGUGAAGAGUGGACGAGAGUUACUAAAGUAUGAAGAUUGUAUUGGUUUUGCAUGACCCUGUUGCAGUGAGAUAUACUGAGAGAGGAGCCAAAGCUUGAGAAAGAGAGAAAUGGAUAAGGCAAGUCCGAAGGGGACCGCGAAAAGGGAUCUGAACUGAGUAAAAUGCAGCAGGAGGAAGACGUAGCAACGAAGGGGUCUCAUUCAAAUUUCGAGCAAGAGGGAAAAAGAAUGACAGAGAAAUGAGUAGAUGGGAUCAAAUGACUCAUUCUCAUCGUGGGCACUUGGGACCCACAAGAAAUCCCUAGAUUAGAGAGUUUGCCAAUGGGAAGACAAAGAUCAGGAUGAACUUUCCAGUCUCAACCAAUGAAAAUCCAGAUAAGGCCUUCUUGUUGUGGACCCAAAAAGCGCAACACAUCAUUGCUAAAAGAACCCAAAAGUGCAUCCAAAGGCCGUUGAAAAUGAUGUAAAAGAGCGGUUUGUUGGUCACACUCCCCACCGUAUACAAAAUAAUUGUACCACUUUAAGGAGUCUCUCAUUUUUAUUUUUUAGAUUAAUUUCUAUGCCUGUUCUUUGCUUUUAAAAUCCCAGCUUUUGUUUAAUUUGGACCAGUCGGGAUAUUAGCUCCAUGAUUUCUACCAAAAAUGUGGCGAACGCCGUCUGUGGCAAAACGGCAAGAGCUUGUGAUAGCUGUAUAAAGAAACGGGCUCGUUGGUACUGUGCUGCCGAUGAUGCUUUUCUUUGUCAAGCCUGCGAUUCUUCUGUUCAUUCGGCGAAUCCACUAGCUCGUAGACAUGAAAGAGUUCGCCUGAAAACUUCUUCUGUUAAGUCCUCAAUUACUGAAGCUCCUUUGGAGAGCUUUUCACCAUCAUGGGAUAAAGGGUUUACCAGAAAGGCAAGGACAAGGCGACCCGCGAAGCCUUCUAUUCAUCAAAAGCUACUUAUAGCUGAGCUUACGAUAAAGAAAAACAAUCCAAUUCCUCUUGUGCCUGAAGUUGGUGCUGACGAGAUAUCGCAUGAAGAAAACGAAGAGGAGCAGCUUCUUUAUAGGGUACCAAUAUUUGAUCCCUUGGCUGCUGAACUAUGCACUUCUACAACGUCAAAUGAGGCUGUUGUGAGCGCUGAAGGAAACGAUGUUGAAACAACUGAUGCCGCUGCGAGUGAAUCUAAAGCUUUCCUGGCUUGUAAGGGAGAAAACGUGGAUGGUUCACAUGGGCUUUUCCCGUCUGAGAUGGAUCUUGCAGAGUUUGCAGCUGAUGUUGAGAGUUUGCUUGGUAAGGGCCUGGAAAAUGAGUCCUUUGCCAUGGAGCAGCUGGGGCUGAUGGACUCUAAAGAGAAGGACUUCAGGGAUUGUUCCUUAUCAAAUGGUGAAGUGAAGAUUGAAGACGAAGAGUGUUUUGAAGCUGGUAAAGAGUGCCAUGUCGAUUCUGAAAUCGAUAUGGCUAGAGAACCCUUUGAGUUGAGUUUUAACUAUGAUUCUCCAGCAAGUUGUGGAGAGGGGGAUGAAUUAGUAAAGGAGGUGGUAACAGUGAAGAGUAAUAGGGAUGGGGAAUUUGAGGAGGAUACUGCAAAAAAGAAGAAGAGGAAGAUACUUUUGAGCCUGGAUUAUGAAGCGGUAAUCACUGCCUGGGCAACCCAAGGGUCUCCAUGGACUUCUGGUGGCCGACCAGAUUUUGACCCAGACGAAUGCUGGCCUGAUUGCACGGGAACUGGUGGAACAGAAGUUCAGCACAGCUAUAGUGAUUUGAAUAUUGGAAUGGGAGGCCACCAGGCAGUGAGGGAUGGAGGUAGAGAAGCACGAGUAACAAGGUACAGAGAAAAGCGGAGAACAAGGUUGUUCUCGAAGAAAAUAAGGUACGAGGUUCGCAAACUGAAUGCGGAGAAGAGGCCUCGAAUGAAAGGGAGGUUCGUGAAGAGGGCAUCCUUUCUUGCUGCGGGACCUGCUUUUCCUUAGCUCAACAAAUAGCUGUUUAAACAAUUCAAUUUGUUUGUACUACUAAUCACCGGUGAACUAAUGGGAAUUACUGUUUAGGCCUUUAAUAUUGUCCUUACACUCCAAAUAAUUUUAAAAAUAAAAGUAUAAAUUGCAGGUGCUACUGAUAAGCAGACCCAAGUGGGGAAAACAUUUGUCGCUCGCCGUGUCACCACUUCGACUUGAAGAGAUCAAGUUUACCCAUGUUACGGGUGAAUUAAUGAUGGAUUGAUAUUGGAGUUAGAGAGUUGGGCCUCUUGCGUAUCAGUCCAAGAAGCAAAUAUUUUAAGUCUGUUAAUUAGUAUCAUGUCCUUAGCUAGAGGGAUUAGUUAUGUGUUGAGUCAGAACCUGUGAUGGAUAUUUAGCUAGAGGUAACUGUUGUAAUGGAGUUUUCUGGAAUAAAAUACAGUCACAAGAUGUGCCUUUCUCUUUCUUCUACCUUUCUUCCUCUAUUUCCUCUACUCUCUCUCUCUCUCUGUUUCUAGCAUGCUGCAGAAGCUAAUUUUCUUCUCUGUUACAUUCGGUUUGAAUCAAUUGGUAUCAAAGCUUAAGAUCUUGACUAUGGUAAAUGAUAAAUUUCGUAAGGAAAUCAAUGCUAUUUUGUUCGAUAGGUGGAAAAAAAAUUGAAGUAAUGGAAGAAACAUUGGAAGAAAUGAAGCAGGGAUUUAAUAAGGUGCUGUUGGAUAUCACGACCAUUGUUUUGGAAGAGUUUGGCUCCUCAAUAAACCAUGACUUACCAACAGACCAACCUAUGGAGCUUGAGUCAUCUGAGAAGCACAAGAAUUUGGUGGGCAGAUCUGGGGUCUUGAAUAGCUUCGGUAACCAAGAACAACAACGGGUGGCUCUAGAGCUUAAUAUCAAAGUAUUCACUAUAUCGGGAGCUCUGAUGAUAUCCUUCUUCUUAGGCAAUCAUAAAAACUUAGAAAAUAUGUAUGGAGUUAUUAAAUGAAUGAAAUUUUGAAUAUUUUUAAUUGGUAAAUCGUUAAAAGCGUUAUUUUUCUCCUCAACCUCAGUAUGUCCAAUUUUCUUCAUCUGAAAAUCCGAAACAUUCCCAGAAACCCUUUCUCUUUUCUCUUUACUUCUUCUAUCCCUUACCUUACUUCUUUCUCUUUUGCUUUUCAUUUCAGUCUUCACUCCAAUCAUGGCCGAUUUGGGUUCUUCACUAGUCAUGCCCAAGAUUUGGUCCAAAUCUCUACAUUACUUAAUUACAAUUUGCGAUUUGGCUUUGCUAUUGCAAUCAUAGCUGCAACUGGUAAUUAAGUUAUUAAUCAAUUGUUUAUGAAGUUAGUAGUUGAUGAGUUGGUUCUACAAGUUUGAGUUGACAGCCUACAGCAGGUGUUUGAAGCGUAUAUGAUGUUAUAUCGGUUUAAUUAACCUUUGAUGAUAAUCAUGUUGUUGCUUUUCAAGAUUAUGGAUAUGGGCAACAUUUUGCGAAAGUUAGAAUUGCAAAAGCUCUCAUGGAAUCACUUCCUGCAGGGCUUUGAACUUGGGGAAGAUGAGGCCAAAUAGGUUCAUGUCUUGAGGAAGGUUCAAAUUUCUUACCAAGAGGUGGCUAUGCAUGAGAACAUCCGGGAUUACUUCCUUCUCCUAGGAGAGGAUGAGCAACUGGCUACUAUUGUCCAAAGGGUAUUGGACGAGGAAAAAGGUUGGAAUGGGGCCUUUGCCAAAGAGAAUGAAGAUGUGGCUCUCUAAGGCAAAGGAUGUAAAUAUUCCAUUUUCUUGUUUAGUGGCAUGCUACCAUUAGUGUAAAUUGUGGUACUAUUAUGUUGCUAUUUUGUAUGACUUAUGUUGUUCACUUGCAAUUCUUUUGUUGUUAUUAUAGUUAAGAGGGUGGCUGUGAAGGCCAAGAAACCUAAGGCCUGUCGAAAAAGUCUUUCUGUUGAAGGCAUGCAGCCAAUGUGUCAUGGUUAGGCCUUGGUGUGCCUUGGUCCUAUCAUGACUAGCCUUGAGUUGUGCAACAAAUGAGGUAUUGUUAUCGGGACAAUGGUCUUGGAGUUGUGUGUGAGCAUUUCAAGCAUGAAAACAUGUUGUUGAUAUUGUGUGUGGGUAGUAUGAGCCUUAGGCCCCAAAAUACUUGGGCAAGUGCGAGGCAGUGGAUGGGUGUCUUGGAGUUGGUUAGCUAGUCAGGUGCUAUCGGUCGAAGCCAUGUGCUAGCACCCUCGAGUGGGUUGAUGGAGCAAUGAGUGAAAUGCUAGAA